GGUCCUGUAAACUGAAAGAAAAUGCAGGGGCAGAGUUGGACAGAGUCCCAAUUGGUGCUUUUCAAAAGGCAGGGUUAAUUAUUAGCUGCAGGAUAUGCAUGUUUGAGUUGAUACGCAUUUUUUCCCUCAGAACCUCCACACCUACCUCUUAUCAAGGGAAAGGAAGUGGCCUUGAGCUUCCUCAAAGGGUCUGCUGCAGAAAAUACUUGGAAGGAAACUCUUCUAAGAGAUUUUGCUUCUUUUUGGCUGUUCUUGCUCCUGGGAUUAAAACAGAAAAAAUGGCAGGCGUAAGCAGCUGUAUGAAAUACUCUAUGUUCUUUUUCAACUUCUUGUUCUGGGUAUGUGGAUGCAUUAUUCUGGGAGUCUCUAUAUGGCUGCGUGUAAGCAAAUCAGGUCAAGGGGAAACCAAUAUAGACACUGGCAGCCUGCUUGCGGGUGUCAAUGUCCUCAUCGCCGUGGGUUCUAUUAUCAUGGUGCUUGGUUUCCUGGGUUGUUGCGGUGCCAUGAAGGAAAGCCAGUGCAUGCUUCUCCUGUUCUUCAUUGGACUACUAGCAAUCUUGCUUCUCCAAAUCGUAGCAGGCAUUUUGGGAGCAGUCUACAAAUCUCAGGCUAAAGACACUUUGAAGACUAGUAUCAACUCAUACACUGCUAAUCUGCAAGGUAACUCACCUGCUGAUCGAGAAUUCCAGGAAACUUUUCGCAAAUUUGAAAAAGAGAACAAAUGCUGUGGUUUGUUUGAGGGGAAGGCAGAUUGGGGGACAACUAAAGGAGGCUGUGAAGAUGGCAACGAAACCAAGUUCUGUGGAGAUGUCAUCAUUGAUUUUUUCGAGAACAAUAUGAUCAUAGUUAUGGGAAUAGCAUUUGGACUGGCAUUCAUUGAGGUUCUUGGUAUGGUGUUUUCAAUGAGCCUCUACUGCCAAAUCCAGAGAAAAUGAAACCAUUGAAGUGUCAGAACUAUGUCACUAGCCAGAGGAGAAACCUUUGUAGAUUGAGAGAUUGAAGUUUGGUUUGGCACCUUAGAGCAAAUGCCAGAAGCAACUGCUAUGAUAACAGCCGAAGCACUGAUGGAUAAUGAUUAUUUUCAUGCAUUGUGAAAUAAAAAUCUGUUUAAAAUUAGGGAAA
This is a messenger RNA of Anolis carolinensis (green anole), 1122 nucleotides long. It is a transcript of the gene tspan8, whose product is annotated as tetraspanin 8. The transcript is spliced from 8 exons. The record is from RefSeq and is a predicted model, not a curated record. Gene Ontology annotation, cellular component: plasma membrane. The coding region runs from base 99 to 935 and encodes 278 amino acids. Lineage: Eukaryota; Metazoa; Chordata; Lepidosauria; Squamata; Anolidae.